AAUAUAAUAAAGAUUUACUGUAUUUAUUUUUCAUAAGAUUUAAGUUGUAUAUUUUUGUGAUUUUUUUUUUUUUUUGCAUUGUAAAUUCUGUCUGUAUUUUAUAAUCUUCCGUUUUAUCAACAAUAUUCUUUUUCCUUUGUGACACGAUGAGUUUUCACUGUUAUGAAAUUCCCUGCAUCUCGUGUAAACUGAGCAGCUGUGUAGCUCCAAGUCGGACCCACUCCAGUGCAAAGAUGACUCCCACCUGGACCGACCAGCUCCCUCAUGCCUGGCUCCUUCAUGGCCAAUCGCGAUCAGAGGGCGGUGCUCAGUUAAACCGCUCUUUGAUGUGAUUGGUGGAUCCGCCCAGCAAACGUGAUGGAAGUCAGAUUUGACUCACCACUGUGAUUUGUUUGACGUUGGUGACCACCAUUUUGUCCUGAGAUCCCAGUCUUUGUAGCGGGCACGGAUUCGGAGAGAAACUGGCGUUUUAAAUUCCGUUUGAGUGGAGAAGGGCGGAGUUUACUCCGCUCCUCUGGCGUGGGCCGGGUGCUUCACGAGCUCCCUGUCUGUUCUGGCCCUCGCUGAGAUCAUGAAACUGAACUGGACUGUUGCUUUCCUGGUGGGGAAAUGACUAAGCACUUUUUCUUUCUUUUUCUUUUUUUUUUUUUCCAAAAUCCAUACCGAUUUUAUGUUCUUCUGUUCUCUCGUUAAGCUUUUAUUUGAGAUUUGGGGGCUGAGGGUGGGGAUUGAGGAGUCCUGUUUAUGGACAGAUUUUUUUUCAAUUUGGACACAUUUCUUUCCACAUCUUGUUACAGAAACUUUUGCUAGUCUUACGCUUUGAGUAAGUUGGACUCAUCCGGACAACUGAACACUAGACCUUGUGUAUCCCAAAGACCUGCCAGUCAUUACAGAGUUCAGCUGGGACAAGGCAUGGCAGAACUCAUCAGUAACUGAGCAUAGUAUACUCCCACAUGCCGCAUUUGUGUGCCUCUGGUGUGACUGACAGGAUCCAGCCUGCUUUGGACCUCUGGCUUUGGUUAACCGUCUCUGUUGUUGUAGUGACUCUGACUGUCCACAGGGUGGUGCUCCUUCCCAGCUCUGAGGUGUAGAGAAUUCCAGUGCAGUGUGCCAUUCCAUUAAGAAUGUGUUGACCAUACUGUGUGAUGUGGGGGUAGUUUUUUUUUUUUGUUCGUUUUGUUUUUUUUUGGCGGGGGGAGGCAGGGUUACACUUGAUGAUUUCCUUUUAACGGGCUUCAACUUGCCUGUAGUUAUUCUUUGCCAGACUUUUUUCUAACCACUGUUGGGUUUGGUUCACCCACGUCUUCACAAACUGGUUCUAUUUUUUUUUGUUUUUCUUCUUUUUGAUUGGUUGUAUAAUGACAGGAGCUCCAUUAAAAUGUAGUCCUUGUGAGAGGUGGACAUUCAUUCAAAAAAAAAACAAAAAAAACAAUGUGCAAUGGGUGUCUUUCUCAUGCAGAAACUAGUUCAAAUGUAAACUGAGAAAGGUGUGAACACAAAGAAUGAGGUAUAUCAUCCUCUGAUAUACUUUUACAAUAAAAUAUCUCCCGUAACCAGAUAGCCUCUUUUUCGAGGAAUACGAAGGAAGGUGAACUGGCACGGCUGCCGUCUGUCUUAAAUAACACUGAAAUCGGGACGCUUCUCUCAGUCCGUUAAUCGCAGUCUCUCGUCUCGUCCCUGCACCCCCACGCUGAACGAGUUUACCCUCCUAAUGCACGCGGGCGUGACCCUGGCCAACGCGGGAGCGCGAAGCUGCUGGUCUGCCAGUCUUAAGUGCAGAAGAGUCCUGCCCAAGUCGAAGCCACCGCCGCCGAUGAUGAUGACGAUGAUGAUGAUGUUCUCGUCACGUCCGGUCGUCUUCAAAGACGCCGCUUGCGGGCGCAGAGGGGGGCGUGUCGGGCGCCAGUCGAGGAGGGGAAGUCCUGCCUGUCGUGUUUGGAUGUUAGACCAUGGAUACUGAAGUCUGGACCUCAAAUCCAAAUCCGGCCCUGGUUUUCUUUUCCCCCAGAACGAUCAAACGAUCUGCUGUUGUGAUCCGUGCAUUGUUGGCGCGUUGGGAAAUCACGUGGGGAAAUUCCCUGUCCGCAGUAAGCUCAAUAAAUACCGCGAGGAGCCAUCCUUCAGUCAGAUUGCUCUAGUAGCUCGACUGAACUACACAGCUCUACAUCGAAGCUGAGGAUUUAACCACACUUCUCUACGAUUACAAAUUUCCCAAAACCUGCAACAUGGAAUUCAACACUGUUUGCAUUGACUUUAAAAAGACCCCAGGCUACGACCACGAAGGGCUGCAGCUGGAGGUGUCCCAGCACGCGCACGGCUUUCGCCGUUUCGCCAACAUCGUCGUCGCCGUGCAGCGAAUGAAGCACCGCCACGCUCCCCGCGGCACGGAGUUCAGCGACGACGAGCUGAUCAGCAUCCUGCUGGAGAACGUGAUUGAAGAGCGCGUGACGCCAGUGGUGCUGGUGGACACUAUAGAGAGCAGGCCCAGCGUGUUCAGGAGCACCGAGGUAGUAACGCACAGCGUGUGCGACCGCGAUCAGAAGGGCUUCGUGCUGAAGCAGGCUCCCCUGGAGCUGCAGGCGGUGGUGCUGCAGGGCGGCAACAUGGAUCUCAAAGUGAAUUUGAACCUGUCGACCUACGUGUCCCGCAGCUUCACUGACAGCCAGAGACGACCUGUUGCUUUGGGGAUCGCAGGAUGCAAUCUCUAUCUGUCCUGCUCGGAGGCUGGGGGAGACCCCAUCCUGCAGCUGGAGGAGGUGACCGACGCCGACGUGCUGAAGACCAUCGACGCGCAGGGGGAGAUGGCUCGCUUCCUCUUCCUGAAGAGGGACGAGGGCUUCGGCGCCACCACCCUGGAGUCGCUGAAGUUCCGCGACUGGUUCAUCAGCACGGCGGUGGAGGACAGGAGGCCCGUGGAGAUGAGCAAGGAGGAGGCGUCCGCGCGCCUCACCACCUUCGCCGUCAAACCGCUCUGAUCUCCUGCGAGGAUCGCAAGCCUCCGCAGAGACACGGGCCGUGCCACGUGCUCUCACAACCGGUCAAAAAAAAAACAACAAUUCCCCAGCCCCGUUCUUCGUAUGUACUAAGUACAGCCAUCGCUGGGGGCGUUUAUUUAAUAUUUAUAUUUAAGUAUUUAUUUGAUACUUUUUGAGUCUGUCUCAAAGGAGGUUCAGCCACUAGGUGGUGCUGUCUGGUCUUUACUGGCCAGCCUGUUUGUGUGAAAUUGGCUGGACUUGUGUUCCAAGAUCUUCACAUUCCACAUGGAAAUGGCCUUUUGUAAAAAUAAAUUAUAUUUAUUUAUUAUUUAUAUUGCGCAUUUAUUUAUUAUUUACUAAUUCUUUGUGAAUUAUGAACUGUAACUUAAGCAUUUUAAAUUAUUUAUCUGACAGGUCAGCUUUAAUGCACAUGGUGUAUGUAGUAAUGUGUCAUUUUGUAAUAAUAAAUUAUUUUAUAAUUCCUAA
Anguilla anguilla (European eel) is the source of this 3461-nucleotide messenger RNA. RefSeq names its product interleukin-1 beta-like. Gene Ontology annotation, biological process: inflammatory response; neutrophil activation; regulation of non-canonical NF-kappaB signal transduction. The coding region runs from base 2226 to 2975 and encodes 249 amino acids. The transcript is spliced from 8 exons. Lineage: Eukaryota; Metazoa; Chordata; Actinopteri; Anguilliformes; Anguillidae. Gene Ontology annotation, molecular function: cytokine activity. The record is from RefSeq and is a predicted model, not a curated record.